Dissoconium aciculare CBS 342.82 is the source of this 415-nucleotide messenger RNA. RefSeq lists its product as uncharacterized. The transcript has a single exon. NCBI's taxonomy places the organism in Eukaryota, Fungi, Ascomycota, Dothideomycetes, Mycosphaerellales, Dissoconiaceae. The coding region runs from base 103 to 384 and encodes 93 amino acids. The record is from RefSeq and is a predicted model, not a curated record.
UCGCUCAUCCUGGUUUCACAAAGAAAGAGUUCCAUUGCAGACGAGUCCAAGCUCAGCAGCCAGUGAAUUCACAGACCCGAGCUAAUCUGUCGUUCGAAGCCUAUGUUUUGUGGGGUUGCGACUCUUUGUCACUUUGCGUUCGCUCAUGGGCCGGAGUCAUGGCUGUAUGGAAAGGGUCGUCCAUCGUUCCGGCCCUCCAGGGCUGUCAACAACCACUCCCGGGAUGAGCAGAGUCUUGGAUGGGGACGCAGCAGCAGCAGCAGCAGACACAAUAUGUUCACCUCAGUUGACUAUGGCGGCGGAAGCUCUCUUUCGUACCAGCUUUUAUUUUACAGUCUGGUGACACGGCGGAAUCCGUCGUCGCCGCACCGUUGUAAGGCUUGACAUUCCUGACAUCCCGACGCCGCCAGAAUUU